CGCUUCAUUCAUCGUGUUUCUCUGUUUUAUAGCCGUGGAUUUAAUGCAUAAAAGUAUGCUACUCUGUGUCUUAUGAGCGAUCAGGAAGCUGACAGUGUUUGUGUUGUUGAGUGAUCCUUGUUAGUAACGACCGUUUUGAUCUUCAUCAUGAAGCUGAGCUCAUCUGUGUUUGCUUUACUCUGUCUCAUCUGUGAGAUACUGUCCAUCACACUCUUCCUCAGAGGAUUCUUCCCUGUUCCUGUCAAAUCAUCAUUUUCAUCCAAAAGCAAAGUGACUGACUUUCCUGCAGAGCCACUGACAGGAAACAGUCCAAACUCCACCAAAGCCCCUGUGGCGUUAUUCAGGCGGGUGGUUAUCAUGUUGAUUGAUGCUUUGAGAGAGGACUUUGUGUUCGGCUCUGAGGGACGGAGCUUCAUGCCCUACACCAGACAUGUGGUGGAGAGAGGGUCAGCUCACAGCUUCAUAGCCAAAGCCAGACCCCCCACUGUAACCAUGCCCAGAAUUAAGGCACUGACCACUGGCAGCAUCCCGGGUUUCAUAGAUGUGGUGAUGAACCUCAAUUCUCCGGCUCUACUGGAGGAUAACCUCAUCUGGCAGGCCAAGACUGCCGGCAAACGGAUCAUCUUCUACGGUGACGACACUUGGGUGCGCCUCUUCCCCAAACACUUCAUGGAGCAUGACGGCACUACUUCCUUCUUCGUGUCCGACUACACCGAGGUGGACAAUAAUGUGACACGUCAUUUGGACAGCACUUUGAAAAGAGAUGACUGGGAUAUUUUGAUUCUGCAUUACCUGGGUCUGGACCACAUCGGUCACAUCAGUGGACCACACAGCUCUCUGAUUCGACCAAAGCUUAUGGAGAUGGAUGACAUCAUCAAGAAGAUACAUGCCGCGCUCAUAUCAAAGGAAUCUGAAGGAACGUUGCCCAACUUGUUGGUGCUGUGUGGCGAUCACGGCAUGUCUGAAACCGGCAGUCACGGCGGAUCAUCAGAACCAGAAAUCAACACGCCCCUUGUGCUCAUUAGCCCCACCUUCAGGAGGAAAACGGAAUUCGAGGAACCAGGCAUUCUGGAGCAGGUCGACCUCACCCCCACCCUCGCCUUGGGUCUGGGGCUACCCAUCUCACAGAACAGCGUGGGCCGUUUGAUUCCUGCCGUGUUUGAGGAGAUUUCUCUUAGAGAACAGCUCCGCCUUCUCCAACUCAACGGACACCAGCUCAACCGCCUCUUACAAGACAGUAUCCCCACCUUCCACAAGGAGGAUGGUUAUGAGCUGUUUCGUGUGGCGGAGAAGUCCCACGGGAGCUGGAUGAAGCUCUAUUUAGAGGGAAACACCUCAGAGAUUCUCAGCAACAUGGGCAAGAAGGUUCUUAAACAGUAUCUGGAGGCCUUGAAGGCCAUGAGCUCAGCUCUAAGCAAGCAACUGGGCAAAUAUGACAUGUACUCCAUGAUCAUGGCCAUGAUCUUCAUACUGCAGGUUCUGUUCUUGCUCCUGUUGGCCAUGCCUGAGGCAUUGAGCAGGGAGGCGGUUGUUGAAGUCCCGUUGGCGUCGUCUCUGCUGUCUCUGCCCUUCUACCUGCUGUGUCUGCUCGGCUCCGCCCUGCACGUGCUGGUCUGCACCUCUGCCGGGGGUCCCUGUUACCUUUGCACCCUGCCCUGGGUCCUAGUGUUCAUCGCCAUCAUCUACUUCUCCGCCUUGACUUGUGCUCUCGUUGCCAUGGCAGUCAGGAGGAUGCCCACCAGGAGCAAGACCCCCAUUAAAGGUUCUGAUUGGACUCUGUCAGAGUUGGACGCUCUGUUGUUGAUCGGUACAGUGGGUCACACACUCAGUUUGGCUUCAAGCAGCUUCAUCGAGGAGGAACAUCAGACGUGGUACUUCUUGCUCAACACCCUGUGUCUGGCUGUCUUCCAAGAUGUCUGCAGGAAGUACUUCAGAGAGCGGAGACAUAGGGGUAAGGAAGGGGAAGAGGGGCCUCUCCUUCCCUCCAGCGCUGAGGAAGACUUUGUCUCUCCCUCUUCUUUCUCUCCGGCGGUGGAGCUCAGGAUGAGUGCGGGGUCAGAGAGGUGGCUGGCCCUGGCAACCCCGCUCAUCACCCUGGCCUGCUGUCGACUGCUGAGGUCACUGAAUCAGACCGGAGUGCAGUGGGCGCACCUGCCUGACUUUGGACACUGGCUUAACAGUGGAGAUCACAAGGUGUUCCUCUCAGCACUGGCGGCCAUCUCUCUCAUUCUGAUCUUCCUGUUGGUUCAGCGUCACUGCUCGCUCGUGUCUAAGAUCGCCCUGGCGCUCGGCCUGCUCGGAGUGUACAGCUACCGUGCCGCUGUCGGAAACGUCCUGUUCCCAUGGCAACACAGCAGCCGUGCCGUCUCCAAGGGGACUGUCGAGGCGCGAUUUGUCUACGUUUUUGUCCUCGGGAUCCUUUUCACGGGUGUGAAGGACCUGUUGCACUCACAGGUGAUUUCAUCUGCAGUGGACAGUGGGCGUCUGAAGAGCCGAGGAUUGUGGGAAGUGUACAGUGGUGUUGUGUUAUUGGUGGCUCUGCUCUUCAGAGCUCAUAAUCUGCCCACGCUGGCCUGCUGUCUGCUCAUCCAGACUAUCAUGGCUCAAUUCAUCUGGAAGAAACUGCACUACGACGCCGCUCAGACUACAAUCAUGCACUACUGGUUCGGCCAGGCAUUCUUCUUCUUUCAGGGGAACUCUAACAACAUUGGGACGGUGGAUAUUUCUGUGGGCUUUGUUGGUCUGGAGAGUUAUGUAGAAGCACCUGCCAUUUUCCUCACAGUGCUGAGCACCUACGCAGGACCACUGCUCUGGGCCUGUCACCUGCUGUGUUACCUCAGCUCAGAGAGAGACAGGGCUAUGAUGGGUCUCGGUCAAGGCAGUUACAUCUUCGCACUCCUACGGUCCAUCCCAGCUGUGUUCUAUGUGGUUCUUGUAACUGCCCUUCGAUACCACCUCUUCAUCUGGAGCGUGUUCUCUCCCAAACUCUUGUAUGAGGCCAUGCACAUGCUCGUCACCACUGCUGUGUGUUUGUUUAUCACUUUCAUGGAUCAGGACCGCACCACCAGACCAUGAGUCCAAAUCCCAAACCCAGAACCAAACUCAGGUAUAGGAAGAGGAAGGAGUUUCAGCUCAUAUCUGCAAAAGGUCAAAAGAAUGGUUCAGUAGAUGUUCAAUGUAUUAAAAGAAGAAAUUAAAAUGGUUUGACAUGAAAUUUUAAACCGUUUGUAAGUAAAAGGGGGUAUAGGGAAUUAAAGUACUAUUGAGAAUGUAGGUUUAUACUCUUUGGUUACUCUUUCUAUUCAAACACAAUCUAGCCCAGUCCAGUAAAAUCCACUUUAGUUCAGUUCGGCCUUAUCUAGCAUAGUCCAUUUAAAUCCUCUCCACUCCAGUUAAAUCCAUUCUAGUCCAGUCCAUUAAAAUCUACAUAAUUCCAGUUCAAUCUAGUCCAGUCCGGUCAAAUCCCUUUUAGUCGAGUUCAGUUCAGUCCAAUAUAGUCCAGUCCAGGUCAUUGCAAUGUAGGUGAGUCCAGAUAAAUACAGUCCAGUUAAUCUAUCCUGGUCCAGUCCAGUUCAAUUUAACCCAGUUCAGUUAAAUUCACUCCAAGCCAGUUCACUCCAAAAAGUCCAGUCUCAUUUAGCCCAGUCCAUUUAAAUCUUUUUUUCUCCAGUUAAAUACAAUCUAGUCCAGUCAAGACCAGUGUAAUUUACUCCAGUCCAGUCCCUUAUAGUCAUGUCUAUUCAAAUCCAUUUCAGUUCAAUCCAAUAGAGUCAAAUCCACUCCAGUUAAAUCUAGCCCAGUCCAAUUUGGUCCUAUGUAGUCCUGACUAUAUAGGACUAAAUUGUGCAUUCAAGUUCACUCUAGUCCAGUCAAAUCCACUACUGCGCUGUAUCAGUUUUUUACGUUCAUGGAUCAGGACUGCACUACCAGACCAUGAGUUCAAAACCCCAAACUCAAGUACAGGAAGAGGAAGAAAGACAUCAUAUCCACUGCACCAUACUCUCAGCCUUUUCAGAUUUUCUGUGCAUGAAAAGAAGAAAUUUUAUUAAAGUUUCAAGAAGAAAGUGUGGAUGAAGAGAUGGAGAUGGUAAUUCUACAUGACUACUGUGAAGUUGAAUAAGCCAUCAAGAGCUCAGUGUUGAGAUUCUGAGCUAACAAUAAGAUUUUACUGGGUCUACUGACUUGAUGUAUUUCUGUGUAUGUAAAUAAAUCAUUUUUAUAAGAGCAUUUUUGGAGAUGAAAAAGAAUGAUAGUGAUAGCCCAGACAACAAACCAUAAGACUUUGAGUGUACAUUUACUGUAGUAAUCCCUCUCCCUCCUGUGUUGGCAAUUUCCCUCUUAAAGCUUUACAGAUGAAAGAAAGUGUAAUUUACUGUGUUUUUCACAAUUUCUGUUCCUGGCCGUGGCUUCACCUCUGGUAUAAUAUGAGAUACAUCAUUAGUAACCCUUCCCUCGCUUACAUAUCCAAACUCCUCACGAACUUUGAAGCUUCAAGGGAUCAUAAAAUGUUUUAAAGUUAUAUCUGAACACCAGUAUACAUGACGGUUCAAUUUAAAUUGCCUUUUAGGAAUGUAAAUUGUGAACUGAUUUAUAGUGGUUAAGUGGUCCUCUUGAUCUUAGUGCAAAGAUCUGAUUAAUAAUAAAGUAAACCCUUUUUUAGAUGGGGAAAAUUCUAUGUGCAUUUUAAUGUGUGACCCACUGUUUUUCCGCUCUGUUAAAGAUUUUAAUAUUUAUAUCUGUAUUUAGGUUAAAAACCAAAAAUCUGUUAAGAACGUAUUAUUAAUUUAAUUCAGAUAUUAUUCAGUAAUACUAACACAGACGUGAGAAGCAAUAAAUCUAUUUAAUGUUAAUCUGAGAGUGACACAAACAGCUGCUUAUCAGUUGUUACAUUGCACUGGAUAGCUUCUCACAAAUAUAGGUCCAUACUCUUGUUCCGGAAGUAAAAAUCCUAUUCACUUUCUCCAUAGAUUAAUUGUUUUUUAACACUAACUUUUCAACCUUUAGAGACAGGCUCUGAAGUUGUUAAUCAAUAAUAAAUUUAUA
Molecule: messenger RNA, 5043 nt
Organism: Xyrauchen texanus (razorback sucker)
Lineage: Eukaryota; Metazoa; Chordata; Actinopteri; Cypriniformes; Catostomidae
Gene: pigg
Product: phosphatidylinositol glycan anchor biosynthesis class G
Exons: 13
Coding region: 148-3075 (975 amino acids)
Biological process (GO): GPI anchor biosynthetic process
Cellular component (GO): endoplasmic reticulum membrane
Source: RefSeq, a predicted model, not a curated record